AUGGCGAUGCAGAAGGCUAAAGAUCUCGUUUCCAACAACGCCGUCGUUGUUUUCAGCAAGUCGUUUUGUCCAUACUGUGUGAGAGUGAAGGAUCUUUUGAAACAAUUGGGAGCUAAAUUCAUCGCCGUUGAGCUCGACAAAGAAAGUGAUGGUAGCAAAAUUCAAUCAGCUCUUGCAGAAUGGACAGGACAACGCACUGUUCCCAAUGUGUUCAUUGGAGGCAAACACAUCGGUGGCUGCGAUUCAACAACCAACUUGCAUAAAAACGGUAAAUUGGUUACUCUGUUAACUGAAGCUGGAGCUAUCGCUGCAAUCGCUGCAACCGCUGCAACUACAUCUGCUUAA
Molecule: messenger RNA, 345 nt
Organism: Microthlaspi erraticum
Lineage: Eukaryota; Viridiplantae; Streptophyta; Magnoliopsida; Brassicales; Brassicaceae
Source: the annotation of a GenBank genome assembly